Molecule: messenger RNA, 3616 nt
Organism: Cloeon dipterum
Lineage: Eukaryota; Metazoa; Arthropoda; Insecta; Ephemeroptera; Baetidae
Exons: 7
Coding region: 220-1413 (397 amino acids)
Source: RefSeq, a predicted model, not a curated record
AGAAUCGCAAACAAUGCAGUACUUUUCCAUCGAUUUAACUGGAAGCUUAUUGGUCAUUGGUGGAAGGUGAAAUUUUAUCCACAAAAUUGAGCGCGAACUUGUUGAACUGAAAAGACGCGCUGAUGGUUGGGUCGUGUUCCUGAAGGUCCUAACUUGUGAGAAUUAAUAUUAUUCACACACAGACGCCUCUGCUUUAAUUGAUCAGUCAGCACCGUGGCCAUGGAGCAAAUUGAAGAGCCGUCAGGAGACCUGACAGAAGAUUUGGCCCCGACUGAUGCAAAGAACUACAAAGAGGCUUUAUCUGAAAUCAAGAAAAAUGAGCGCAUGCAAAAUCAUCAAAAUCGGGAGUCUAUAGAGGUUUUAGUUCGAACAAGCGUUCUACAAAAACAAAAUGCACAACUGACUGAGAAAAUUGCUGAGAAGGAAACAAAAUUGAAAGAUCUGACCAAACAGAUUGCAUUACAAACGUAUCAAGCGAAAAUGCAAACAGCUGCACGAAAAUUUGUUGAUGAUGCUCGACAGCAGCUGUGGGUUAAAGAAGAGGCUCGCCUCAUUCAAUCGUGCAAGUUUUACGAGGACCACUGGAAAGCUACGUGCAAAGAAAUUGCAGAUAUUUACUCGGAGAUUGAAAAACAACAAACUACCAAGAAAGAUAACGGCAAAAAUAUAUUUGCUCUGCAAUCACAUGACUGGGAAGCAAUUAUUGAGGAGACCACUCCAGCAGAUAUUCCAGAUGAUGUGCACCAAACAACUUCUGAAUCUGAUGAGUUUGAUUCACAGGAAAUUCAAAGAGUUCUGCAGGAUUGCGAAUCAAACUACCCCGAAAACCCCUCAGCAAAAGCCACAGCCACAAAUUAUAAAAAGAUAUCUCAAUUUGAUUGUGAAGAAAAAGGAAAAAGCCACGAAUCAGUUUCUGUUUCUGGAUGUCAUCAUGGAUUAGGCUUUGGUAACUCCACCAGUUCUAAAGUGGUGCACACGCCUUGGAGGCAGGACGCCAAACUCUCCAAUCAACUACCAUACCAAGGUGGCGCGGCUCAUCAGGUCCAGCAGCAAGGAGUCCCUCCCAUGGAGAGAUCUCGUCAGACGUUGACGCUGCCGACGACAGGCCAAGCCCGCGGAUACAACCAGAAACCCAUGACGUCACACUGGGUCACCUCUCAGUUUGCAGCAAAACAAACCAGCUCCUUGAAGAAAAGUGCCGUCUCGUCGCAGCAAGCGGCAGUGGCUGACGCAGCUCGCGCACCAGCCUCUCGCGAUGACUUUGAUUGGGAUGAUUGGGGUUGCGAUAUUGAUGAAAACUGGCACUUUGAAGAUAAAACUAUUCCACCGCAACCUACUCAACCUAACAAAGUAGUAGAGAAAAAGGCCCCAACCUUUCGGCCUAAACAGCCUACUAUUAAGUAUAAGCAAUGACGUCCAUGAUAUCAUAUAGGUGUUAUACUUAAAAGAAAAUAUUCACAUUCCUGAUAUUUUAUUUUAUCUGUAUGACAAAUAAAAGAGUUGCUGUAGUAGUAAAAUCCAAUAUUAUAUUAUCCUCUAUAAUAUAAAUUACCUACAAAGUCAAUGAUCAUGUGACACUGUGCAAGAGAAUAUUCACAUGAGAGAUGAAAACUGCGCAGUUAGUAAGCUCUGUACUCAAAGCCGUAAAUAUUUCAUUUCAGGUCAUAUUCUGCUUCAAGCAGUCGAUACUUGUUAUGUUUCACAUGUGUAUGAUAUAAAAAAUAAACGUGCUAGAGAAAUGAAAUAAAAAUAUCUCUUGAAUAGUCGCACAAUCUAUAUUAAGUCUAAAAAAAGUCUACGAUUUAACUUAGCAAAAAUUUCAUGCUUAAUUAUUAAUAUUUCAGACGCAUAUUCAUUGAUUUAUAACAUCAGCGUCUGGCUUUUGCUCUUUUACUUCCUUUCGUAGGUCACCUCUGAAACUGAGACACGAAUAAAACCAGACUUAUUCAGUUUACAAACUGGUUUUUCAAAGCAUGAUUGCAAGACAUUUGCAGAGGUAGGCUCUCUUUGCAGCUUGCGUAUGAGUUUUCGCUUAGACUACAGAUAAUUAUAAGUUUCUUUCCUGUGACGCUUACGUGCGGAUCAUCGUGCUCUUUGUCACGUCUGCACUAAAAUACGUUUGCUCGCGAUGCAAUGCGGCUCAGCAGCUCUGUUUGGCAUGGGAUGAGCAUGAAGUUCAUGAAGCACCAUUCCCUGAGUGCCGGCAAUAUGUACUUAUUCACGUUCGCUGUAUUACGUAAUUUACUAAUAUGCUCCCCCUCCCUCAAAAUGGACUAAUUUUUGGGUUGUGCCGGUAUUUAAAAGUAAGGGUUUCACGUCCUCAUAAAAUGGAAUUAAAAAACUACAUUUUCAUCAGAUUCCAGAUUCAUUGCUUAUAUUUACUGUCAAGUUUAAAACAGUAAAAUGCUAACAGAUAGAAUCAAUUUUAAAGGACGUAAUAAUAGCUUUAUAAGUUUUACCAGAUAGAGGGAGCUGUGUGAAAAUUGAUAAUCAGGCGCGGUUCAUAUGUGGAUGGAGUGAAAAUACGGGAUUGCCUGUUUGAACAUUUCAUUAAACACUUAUUUAGCAUGCCGUGAAGGCACAAAAAAAUGUGGACUAGCAAUUAAGGAUCAUGCCCGGAAUCACGUGAACACCGAGUGUUCAACGAAUUAACUUGACCCGAAUUUUUACUUUCACAACUUACUCUAAAAAUAACAUAGUGUCCUUUGCAAAGUUUAUUAUAAACUUAUUAACAAGUGUUAAUUUUCUCGUAGACUGUUUCAUAAUGAGCACUCUUAAUAAAUAUAUGCUUUACAAACCAAGAGGACAUAAGGAAAUAAGAUUGUUUUAAUGUUUACGUCUUUGGAAAGACUGCGCGCUCGCUGCGCACAAUUGUUUUUGGUCGCGUAAUAUUUUGCUUUCGAAAAAUCCAGUGUGCUUAAUUGGUUUUGCCUCAAGUUUUUCAGAAUACAUUUUAUUACUUGUGCCACCGUAAAAUCCUAUUUUUCCUAUAAAAAUUAAUAAAAGUUUAAACCUUUUCAAGAAUUCAAAAAGCUUUAUUUUUGAGAGCCAAAAUGAUUAGCAUAGGGAAACUUAAACAAUAGCAGAAUUGAGACCGAAUUAUUUAAAUUAUUUUCCAGGAACUAAUUUUAAAAUUGCUUAUUAAAAAUUAUCCGCAAUUAUAUCGUUUAAAGUGUGUUUUAAGCAAUUUGAAAAUCCCAAAAAAUUAUGGUGUUCAUCAAUUUUGCCCGGAAGAGCAGAAAGCCGGGAAAUAGAUAUUUAUUACGGCUUUCCUCCUUCACGCAAAAAUAUAAACCUGGAGAAGGUCAUGCAACUUAUAAAAAGCUGAGUGAUCAUCACCUGUCCACGUGAGAGAAGAGGCAAUCCCUGUAGUAUGCGUGCGUGCCUGGGAGAAGUUACCCAGUAGCCCUCCCCUCUCAACAGGUACAAUAAAAGUAGGGAUUUGAAAGUCGCCGAGAACAGACACCCAGUGAGCGUCAGCAUCGUCACUUCUCUCUCAAGGAAACUUAUUUUUUGAGAUUUUACUUGUUUCAACAUAUUUUGAAAACCUUCAUGUAUCCAUGAACAGCAGAGCCCUAGUCUAUCUCGAAACCAGAAAAUUCCUUCCCACCGUCAG